Leptomonas pyrrhocoris is the source of this 2483-nucleotide messenger RNA. RefSeq lists its product as hypothetical. The transcript has a single exon. The coding region runs from base 216 to 2483 and encodes 755 amino acids. NCBI's taxonomy places the organism in Eukaryota, Euglenozoa, Kinetoplastea, Trypanosomatida, Trypanosomatidae. The record is from RefSeq and is a predicted model, not a curated record.
GUUAGUACGUCUGUGUCGGGAUACCGUUAAAUCACAAUACGGUGCUGUUUGGGUGGUCUUGAAGGAACCAAUAGAAGAAAAAAGCCUCUUUUUUUUGUUUUUGCUUCUCCUUCUUUUGCAGUUUAGAUUUUGGCUUAUUUCUAAAGACGCCAUUUCGUUCUCUUAUACGGUUGCGCAGUAGUGCCUUCCGGAGCCUGCUCACCCCCACCCUCAACAUGUACAGGCAGCAACAACAGAAUGUGCCAGGUGGUCGCGGCUACCCGACGGAGGUGGACGGGCGGGACCGGGUCAAAUUCUUCCGACGACCCGUCGAGCCAGACAACACGGUGCUUGACCGUCAAGCGGACACGGCCAACGUGCAGUUCGCCGCGUCCUGCCCCUCCUUCUCCAUGCCGUCGAACGCAGCCGCCUUUGCCGGGUCGUCGAUGCAGUCGCGCGGGCGCGGCAACGGGUUGCACGUGCGCGGACCGCGUCGCCCCUCCUCCUCCUCUGCCAUGGGUGUCCACCCCCGACAGGCCAUGUCCGCAAACUUCCAGGGUUCGAUGAGCCGCAGUCAAGAGCCCAGCAGGCGGCGGCCCCAUCACUUACCAAGCCUCCAUGCUGACGACGACGAGAACGACGCUGUCCGUCUCGGCAGCAGGGGCGGCGAGGGCGGCGCGCAGCGUGACCACCGCGUCGCCGUGAGCGUGCAAACGGUGCAGCGCGAGAACGAAGCACAGACAGACCCCUACUCUCCCGACUACUUCAUCCCCGAAGGUGCUCCGACGCCGGAGGUGCUCUCGCUGCAGAGUCUGACCUACCAAAACGGGGCGCUACCCGCGGGCCGCCAGGAGGUGCAGCUGAUCCAGCGGCUGAGGCGGCGGCGCGAGGUGGAGGCGGCGCUGCCCACCGGCUCCGACGCGGCCUCGGUCGAGGCGCGCUACAUGGCGCUGCACGAACUUGAAGAAAUGGAGUGGGCAGAGCGCGAGGAGCACGUGGGGCAUCUGCAGCAGCGCCGGCUUGACCGCCUAAAGGAAUCCAUGCUGGAGCGCGAGGCAGCCCGGGAGGAGUCAAACCGCGCACGCCUGGAGCGCAUCAAAGCGCAGUACUUGGACUCCCUCGGCGGCAAGCUCACCUCACUGGAGAAGCGUCGUGCGGCAUCGAACAAGCGCGGCAAUGAGAAGAUGGCAGAGCUGCAGGCACAGCAGCAGGCCAGCCGCGGAGGGGCUCCGACACUGCCUGCUACACAAGGCGGCACUGGCGCAACUGGAUUUGGUGGCACCAGCACACGUGGUGGACCGACUAUUGCAUCCUACUCGCGCUACGGCAUCAGCGGGGCGCCGCCGCCGAUGGGAAGCGUCGGGGCGACACUGGGCGGCCCCGCCAGCGCCAGCAACGGCGCAGGGCUGGAUGAGCAGAACCGCAUGUCCCGCCAAGCCUUCAACUACGAUGUCCGCCCCCAGCUGCUGUCGGAUGUCGGCGGCACGCAGCUGGUGGAUGAGAAGCGCGGCGCCCGGACGGAUCGCGUGUCGGCGCAAACGUUUGUCGUACCACAGAACGAUGCAGUGCAGCGGCUGCCCACGCUGUAUCAGCGCCGCGAGGCUGAACGGGUGCUGCAGUCGUUGGAGUACGCCCACAAGAAGCUGCACCAAGCCGACGACGAGGCCGCGGAGACGACGGAGACGAAGAUGCAGCGUGUGUUGGACCUCUACCGAGCAACGCCGAAGCUGCAGCGACCCGACACGCCCGUGCUGGAGCUGGACGGCGACGACGAAGAGGAGGAGGAAGAUGCGUGCAUCCUGCUGCAGCGGCUGCUGCGGGGCCGUGCGGUGCAGAACGACUUCUUCGAGGGCCGCGAGCGCUGCCGGGGGCUCAUCGAGGAGCUGCAAGCCGCCUCCACCGCCCAAACCGCCGAGGUGCUCGCUGCGGAGAAGACGCAGAACGAGACGGAGGCAGCAGAGAGGGAGGCGGAUCUGCAGGCCGUCGUGGACACCGCCCUCGGCGCGGUGGUGCACGACACCCUCGGCUUUCUCACGCAGGAGCUGCUGCGACAGCAGGACAUCGCCGAGCUGCGCCAUCUGCAGGAGGAGGCGGAGACGGUGCGGCAGACCCGCGAGGCGGCGGAGUUGGCGCGGCGUGCGGAGGUGCGGCAGCGUCGGGACCGCAACGAGGUCGCCUACACCGCCUUCAUGCGCGCCACCGACACGACGGUGCGGUGCUUCCUGGACGACGUGCUGGGCACGGCGGUGGAGGACACGGCACUCGAUGUGGCGGUAGCGGAGGAGCAGACCCGGCAGGCAGCCCGGCCCUCGCCACGGGAGCCGCAAAACGAGGCGGAGGCGCAAGACGUGGUGUGCGACAUGCUGGAUACGUUUUUGCUGCCCACCGUGGUGGAAGCGAUUGUGUUGCAGCACCGCACGCUGCAGAAGAAGGCCGGGGCGGAGGCCGCGAUAGAUGCCGCACACGCGGCUAUUCAAAAGGACGGUGCACCCGAGGAAACGUAA